AUGACUUGGGGAUCUUAUGCCAGAUUCCAGCAUCUUUCAGUGGAUGCAGAUACAACAAGUUCGGAUGAUGAUGUGGCGGACAACCCACAAACGGAGGAAGGAAUGAUGAAGGCCUUCGUAUGCUUGCAUGAUCUUCGGUUGAAAACCGAUGCGAAGCUGAACGAAUGUGGUCUUGAAAAUACGAGUCCAGGCCUUGAUGAUGUAAAUCGCGCGCAGGCAUGUGUUGCGUUGAAUGAAUAUGACAACAUCAGCAAUCGUAUUCUGGCCAUGGAUGGCGCCAAAGAUGAGCAACAGCUCCAUGCCGUGGGUCACGCUAUCGAAGUUUCGCAUUGCAGGAGUUCGGCGGCCAGAAUUGCAUACUUCUGCCAGUCAUACAGCCUGGCAAUGCAGCGUUCGUCCCAGGCCUUGCGUGCCUGCAGUGUGGCUUUCGAUUCCAUCCACAAGCAACCACUUGCGAUAUCAUUGCUUCAAGAAACAAUGGUGGAUGCCCUUGUUCUUCGCUCGAUGACGUCGUUGCAGCUUGGCAGCUACACCAAAGCUCGGCAAGACGCACUCCUGGCGCACGCAAAGUCGAAAUAUGUACCAGGCAAAGCGGAUGAGACAUUGAGACUUGCAGUCCGUUGCGAAAUGGCACUGAAGGCGGGUGGCCCUGGUGCCAAUGGUGAGGGUUGUCCACUGACACCGGAGGCUGUUUGCGCACUGCAGCUGGACAACGUCAGCACAGGAGAGCAAUCCACAGCCAGUGCCAUGCUUUCUGUGCCGAUGCCCGAUGCCGGCCUCAACGAUCUGGACUAA
Symbiodinium sp. CCMP2592 is the source of this 795-nucleotide messenger RNA. Lineage: Eukaryota; Dinophyceae; Suessiales; Symbiodiniaceae. The record is from the annotation of a GenBank genome assembly.